Neogale vison (American mink) is the source of this 1024-nucleotide messenger RNA. It is a transcript of the gene SECTM1, whose product is annotated as secreted and transmembrane 1. Gene Ontology annotation, molecular function: cytokine activity. Gene Ontology annotation, biological process: immune response. NCBI's taxonomy places the organism in Eukaryota, Metazoa, Chordata, Mammalia, Carnivora, Mustelidae. The record is from RefSeq and is a predicted model, not a curated record. The transcript has 7 exons. The coding region runs from base 112 to 840 and encodes 242 amino acids.
CGGCCACGGGGCCUGGAGCAGCGGCGCGCCGAGCCGGGGCGCAGGGAGUGUCCCAAGAACCAAUGAAGAGGACACAAGACCCCUGAGGCCUGCCUCCCUGUCCUCCUGGCCAUGCUGACCUUGACAUUUGCCCUCUCGGUUCCCCAGAUGCUACGGAUUGUCCUCCUGGUCACCUCCCUGAGUGCUCAGAAUGGAAGAGCGGGGAACCUUCCUUGUGGAGUUGGGUGUGCACGCCUGGCCCAGGAGCCUGGGGACGGUGAGGCGGCUGCAGGUCUGGCCACGACUGCACAACACUCCCGAUGGGACAACCCCACCUGCACCGAAGGAGUGGUGUCCGUGCACCGAGGGGAGCGCGCCGUGAUGGGCUGCAACAUCUCCAACCCUUUCCUCAGCGUGGCCGUCUUCCUGAGCACCCCCGGGGCCAGUGUCCAGACGCUCUUCCGCGUGCGGUCCCCGGGGUGCUUCUGCCGGGAAGGGUGGCAGCUCCAGGUGCAGGGAGGCGAGGCCCAGCUGGUGAUCGACAACGCCAGCGACUCCCAGACCGGAUGCUACAAGUGGCACCUGCAGGGCCUGCAGAGGAAUAUCAGGGUCACCACACUGAACGUUUCAGGGGCAGUGUCCCAAGACCUGAAGGAGAGAGGACGUCUGCUCUUUGCAAAUCCCUGCGGCCCGGAGACGCCGUGCCCGCCCGAGGCCGGAGACCCGCUCACGGAGGCCCUCGUGGUCAGCAGCGUCAUCGGCCUCCUUUUCCUGGUGCUCGGCGUGUUAGCCUGCACCAAAGGCACAGGCCCCCCGCGCUACACCCCCCGGAAGUGCUCAGGACCUCAGAGCUGGUUCUGAACUGGCGAACGGAGGCCUGUGAGGGGGCGAUGAACGGGCCUAAAACCCAGAGCCGGCCCCAGGAGUCCUGCCCACUCUGAGGACACCAGCACCCGAAACCCGCCCCUCAGGAGUGGAGCCCCACGUGUCCCACCUCCACCCAGCUGACAUGCGGCGGCGGCCGACAGAAGCAGGCCCCGUCCCU